AUCUUUUUCCUGCGUAUAAAAUCACUUGCCUCACCGUCACAUUCAUGUCAAGAUAUAUAGGCCCCUUCACCUUCAGCACCAACAUAUUCACAAUGGGUACCAAGCCUCAUCAUGAUGCAGACUAUGAAGCUAUAAAACAAGAUCAGGGUGGUUAUACACUUAAACCCAGGGCAUUUAACAUUGUAUGGGGAAAUGACAAUCGCUACUGGCGGAUUCCAUCUCGCUCACCAUCGACACGGGGUAAUAAUGAUGAAGUUGCAGAGCUGGUUCAAGUGUCCUGGCUUGAAGUAACCGGUUCAGUCCAACUACAACCUUCGAAAAUUUAUCAACUUACCUUCAAACUAAGCUUCAAAGAGGAUGCUUUUGGUUGGAGCGGGUGCCCUGUUUUCUUGAUGGCUAAGGUAGGGAAGAAGGGAAAGUACAAGUGGAGAAGGCUAAAGGAACUGGAAUCACUUCCAAAGGAAAAGACUGAAGUUCCAAGCAACAGUGAACCGUUCCUUAUUGAAGUUCCGAGUGAAGUUAUUGACAGCAGGCUUUAUUUCGGUUUGUAUGAAGUGUGGAGCGGGAAAUGGAAGGGAGGCUUGAGAGUUCACGAAGCAACCGUCAAGGAAAAGAAGUGAAGAAAGAUAUAGAUAAAUUGGUAUAUAUAUAUAUAUACGUGUGGCAUGGUUUUAUUUUGUAUUGCAUGCAUAUGCUAGAUCAUGAAUAAAUGGGACUGAGUUGUAAGUUCCAAAACAUGCUGAAGGAAUAACGGCCACAUUACACUUACCUUCUUUGCUACCAGUUUGUAUGAAUAUACAUUGGCUGGAUACUAUAGUUGCACUUCAUUUGUCCUUUAUUAAUUAAUUCCUGAGGGAUUUAACCAA
Molecule: messenger RNA, 866 nt
Organism: Theobroma umbraticum
Lineage: Eukaryota; Viridiplantae; Streptophyta; Magnoliopsida; Malvales; Malvaceae
Gene: PP2-A9
Product: phloem protein 2-A9
Source: RefSeq, a predicted model, not a curated record